CAACCUCUGGGCCCGAGCGAGGCCGGCCGACCCGACGGGGCCGGCUCGGCGCGACGCACUUUUGAGCACGCGCGGCACUCGAGCUUUACUCUUACAGUCGCGUGCCAGUGCGGAAUAUGUUGCUACUCAACUUUCUUGCUAACUGAUUCAAAGUCUGGUAUUUUAACAAUGAUUUGUUUGUAAAAAGACAUUAGUUUCAUUUUUGAUUUUGUAAGUUAUUAUUAUGAUUCCCAUGGGAGAAUCACAAUUAAAAACCAAAAAAGUGGUAUUCUGGAAAGCACUUAACUUAGAAAAAAGUAAUUUCCUAUCAAUAAAUGAUUCAAAGUAGUAUAAAAAGUAUUGUAGUUAAUGAUGUUCAUAUUUUUUACAAGAAGUAAAUGUUUACCUUAAGUUAGAAAAAAUAAUCAUUUGAUAUUUGUAAGAAUCAUUAAAUUUGUAUGUGGUAUUGUCUUUUUUAGUUAAAUUGUAAUUAAAGUAUUUUGUCUUUACUAAUGUCUUUUCAAAUUAGAGUGUUGAAAAUAUAUGUUUGCUGCAUCAUAUUAUAAAGGUAUAUUUUAUAAGAAAUAAAUAGCUAAGAACCAAUUAAAUAAUUAAUGUUCAGAUAAAUUUGUUUAAUAUUUCCUGACAUUUUUGUAAUACUGUCAGUAAACACUGUAACAAUUUGCUAUCACUGAAGCAGGGCAGCUGUUAGUGCUGUGUUAAAAAGCAUUAUAAUCUGAAAAAAUCACAUCACUUGGGUGUUUGUAGAAGGAACAUUCAGGGCUGUACUUGUAAACUUUCUGUGGCUACCUACCCUUGGUGGAUGUUCUGAGGCUGUAAAAGUCGAAAAGGAGCCAUAAAUGUCUCUAGAACUUGUACUGGGGUACACAGAUGACGUCAUCAGAGGCCAUUGGCUCCCUUCGAGAAGGAUGGCAAAGGGUUGAAAUCUUCAAGGAAGAGAAAACGGGCGCAAGGUGGUAGGAGAGAAAGUUGCGUAUUCAAAGGGUUGAAAAGUAAGCUCCUCCAAUGGCGAGGCGGCAUUGGGGAGGAUUUUGAAGUUUCUCUUCCUUGCCCCACCUUCUGCACCGCGAACACGCUUUCCAAUUUCCAAAGGAUUUCCGAGACAGACAUUCUGGUCAGUUGCUCUUAGGGAACCCUAGAGGCUGCUUCAUAUUGUGUUCAGUGCAGUGUAGUGUUUGUAGCAAGUUUAAAAGUGCCCUAAUAACUUUUGAAGGACUAUAAAACUGAGCUCCCGGAUACCUGCGAGGCACCCGGUUCCAGAAUGGCCAGAGAUCUACAGAUUCCGAGCAGGAGGGUGCAGUUGCUGCGUCGGCCGCCGGGCUGGCUUGGCGCGGCGUCCAGGGGCAGGCCGGUUGCGCCGGGCAGAGCGGCGGGCGCGGGGGCGGGACGUUGGGACCGCCGCGCUGCUACGGCCCCACCGCCCCACAAACGUAGCAGCGCGGCCAGUCCCCCUCACGUCCCGCCCCCGCGCCCGCCCGCUCUGGCCAUGCCCCACGGCGCCCGCACCACCUGGCCUGCCCGCUGGACGCUCGCGCCCAAGCCAGCCACGGCGGCCCGACGCAGAACUGCACACUGCCACGGUACCAACAAACGCAAAAUUUAUAGCCGAGAGAACGACCAUCAAGUCUCACCCUUGGAAAGGUACGAGCACCCAGUCUGCACAGUGGGGGGCCCAUGCGACCACGUGCGCGUUUACGACCCCGCGCGGAAGCUGAAGCGACGCGGCGUGGACACCCCUGGCCGUCGCGGACUGAAUGACAGGCGGCGGAUGGGCCGCGGGGAGGGGUAA
Molecule: messenger RNA, 1789 nt
Organism: Gryllus bimaculatus (two-spotted cricket)
Lineage: Eukaryota; Metazoa; Arthropoda; Insecta; Orthoptera; Gryllidae
Source: the annotation of a GenBank genome assembly